Impatiens glandulifera is the source of this 3651-nucleotide messenger RNA. RefSeq lists its product as uncharacterized. The transcript has 6 exons. The coding region runs from base 412 to 3444 and encodes 1010 amino acids. Gene Ontology annotation, biological process: DNA-templated transcription. Gene Ontology annotation, cellular component: nucleus. NCBI's taxonomy places the organism in Eukaryota, Viridiplantae, Streptophyta, Magnoliopsida, Ericales, Balsaminaceae. The record is from RefSeq and is a predicted model, not a curated record.
UUCUCUCUUUCUCUCUCUAGGGUUUCUUAUACGCACAGGAAGAUAGAUAGAUAAGCUUCUCCUUCUCAUCUCUCAGCCGACUCUGGAGCUCGCAUCGUGAUCUCUCUACUCCACAACCAUAUUCUCUUCAAUUAAGGCUCUCUGUUUGGUGGGAAUUUCUCUUCGGAGUCUUCUCAUUGCUGGGUAACCAAAUGGUUGGAGGAGGGUAGUGCCACAGGAUUCCUUUUGCAUAUGUCUAAUAUCCUGUCAGAAAGGAACAGGACUUUUCAUGUUCAAGAAGACCUUUUUGAAACUUCUUCAACUGGAUCUUCUACCGAUUCUGGCUCAACUUAUAUGUUAUAAUAUAUUAUUGGAUUGAUGUUCUGGAGAAGAGAAGGAUGUGGUGAGCAUACUUGAAUACUCAGAUAUAUCAUGUCCAACAAUCUUAUCUCGAGGCCAUUGUCAAUGGAGGAAUUACAGAUGGACCAUUCUUCCAACAACAUGGACUCAUCAAUGGAAACCAUGCAAACAGGAGUGCCAGGUAUUGCAAUGAAUAAUCAAAUAUCAAAUAUGCAGAUGGGGGGCUUGUUGCAGCAGCCCAUGUUGAGUGAAGCAAACCUUCCUAUGGAACCACCUGUGGUAGUACACAGUUCUGGAGUGCAGACUUUUGUUUCACCAAAUCAGCAAUUAGGUAGUAUGGGACAUGUUAUGAUUAAUAAUCCAAGCUUACCAAUCAAACGAAGUUACAAUGGUGAACCUUUGCUGUCAAAAAUGCAACAUAAGGUCAAUGUUCCUGGAUUUCAGCAACAACCACCCAGGAAAAUUGUACAGGCAAAUGCAAAGCUCACUCCUUCAGAUACUCAAAACCAAUUAUCUCAAAAUAAGAAAACCGUGCGCAUUGAUCCUGUUAUCUCUGGUAGACCAGGCUCUAAACAAGUGCAGGUUCCUAGAAAUCGAGUUAUGCAACAAAUGGAGUCACCUUCUCCAAAAGUAAGAAACGGCUCUUCUGAAACUGUUAGGUCAAAGAUGAGGGAAUCCUUAGUUGCUGCCUUGCGUCUUGUUUCUCUUCAGAAAAAUAAAAGUUUGAACAAUGAAAAGGUUGAGAACGAUUUCACGAUGAGUGAGGGAGGACAACAAUUGGAACAGCAGUUAAUAGAGAAAUCUGAAUUAUCUGAUUCUGUAGAUAGAUUACCCAAUACCAUGGAUAAGUCUAAUGAUGUCUAUAUCGCUACUUCUCAAGGACAAGGUAUUGUUCAAGGUAUUGUUCAAACAUGGAGGCAAGGCCUUCAUGUCAACAAUGAAAAUAAUACCCCCUUUGGUGAUAGUUUUUUUGCAAAGGAUGAGCUUUUGCAGGGUAACGGGCUUACUUGGGCAUAUGAUCUUCCUAUGGAUGUAGAAACAACAGCAAAUGAAACCAUCAAAGAAGAGCGAGAGGAGCAAUGUCCUAUAGUACUUGCUUCCAAGAUCGAAGCUGAACUCUUCAAGUUUUUUGGAGGUGUGAAUAAGAAAUAUAAAGAAAAGGGUAGGUCCCUUCUUUUUAAUCUAAAAGAUCCUAGCAACCCGGAGUUGAGAGAAAAAGUUAUAUCGGGUGAAAUCAGUCCUGAAAGAUUGUGUUCAAUGUCGGCCGAGGAUCUUGCUUCGGAAGAGCUUUCACAAUGGCGGAUAGCAAAAGCUGAAGAACUUGCACAGAUGGUUGUUUUGCCGGAUUCAAAUGUAAGGCGUUUGGUGAAGAAAACUCACAAAGGUGAGUUUCAAGUAGAGGUAGAAGACGACCAUGUUGUUUCUGCUGAGGUCUCAAUAGCUCCAAGUUCCGUUUCUAGAGAUUAUUCUGGAAGUUCAGCAGCAGUUCACAAACAGGAUACUAUUUCAGACAAGUUUACCAUUCCAAAUGAUGGUACGGAUUUAAUGCAAGGGUUGAUGGUAGAUGAUGAAUUUAAAGAUUCUGAUCUUCCUCCUAUUGUCUCCCUGGAUGAGUUUAUGGAGUCAUUAGAUGCUGAACCUCCUUUUGAAAACCUGCCCUUGGAUGUAAAGAAAACUGCAUCACCAUCUUCGUCGUGCUCUCCAAACAUCAAGAAAUUGGCAUCGCCCACAACAGAUGGUGCGAAGGUGGACUCUAGUAGUAAGUCUAAAACGGAUGAGAGUUCAAAUAUGGAUUUGAAAGCAAAGGCCAGUAGUGAAGCAAAAUUAAUAAUAGAGGAUGAACACAAUAAAUAUGAAAAUGAAGAUUCUAGGUCAAUUCCAGAUGAUGGUGAGAAGAAACAGGCAGCAGCAGCUUCAGAAGAAAGCAAGAAGUAUGUUACCAAGAUUGAUGCAGUUUGGGAAGGUUCAGUUCAGAUGAGUGUCUCAUCUUCUGUCAUGAUGAUUGGCUGUUAUAAAAGUGGCGAGAAAGCUGUAAUAAAUAAGUGGACGAGAUCCCUGGAGAUUAAGGGAAGAGUGAGGCUGGAUGCAUUUGAGAAGUUUGUUCAAGAGCUCCCCAUGUCUCGCAGUAGAGCAGUCAUGAUUGCACAUUUUGUCUUGAAGGAUGAGCGUUCUGAGGAAGAUAAAGUAAUUAUUAAUGAGGCUGUGAAUUCGUAUGUGGUUGAUGAGAGACUUGGUUUCGCUGAACCGGAAACAGGAGUAGAAGUUUAUUUCUGUCCUCCUCACCCAAGAAUCAAAGCACUUAUCGCAAAACAUCUGAUUAGGAAUUCUAAUGAAACAACAACCAUUGAUUCAGUUAACAACGGUCUAAUAGCUGUUGUUGUUUGGAGAAAAGUUGUUGUCAUUUCACCCAACUCAUCAUCUGCACACAAACACUCUUCAGAAAAUCAUCACUUUUCUUCAACCAGGAGACAACAACUAGUAAAGCAACAAGACCCUAUUCUUAAUUCUAAAUAUAGACCACCACCUAGUAUAGCCUCAGCUAGACCUGUGGUGCCAACCGUCAAUAAUAAUAAUGAUGACGAUGAUGACGACGAAGUCCCUCCUGGGUUUGGUCCGGGCCAAAUUCCAACCAGGGAAGAAGAUGACUUGCCUGAAUUUAACUUUACGAGCGGCAGCAUGCCUUCUCUCCCGACUAAAGUAAUUAAUAGAAGUGGUGGGGUUAGACCUAUUGCUACACCCAAAAUGACUCGCCCUGUAUCUCAAGUUCGAGAACUUAUAUUGAAAUAUGGUCAAAAUCCAUCAAAUACUUCUACUACCACCACUGGGUUUCAACCUUGGAAUGAUGACGAUGAUGAUAUACCUGAAUGGCAGCCUCAAUCUGAGGCAGCCCAAACAUAUCCUGUUAGGCAGCAGCCUAUGAUGUUACCUCAAACAAAUGAACAGUUUCCGGUUAGGCCAUCAAUUCAUGGAAGUGAUGGUAGGUGGGCGAGGCCGCCAGGUCCCCACCAGCUGCCGCCGACAUCUGGUGGUGGUUAUUAUGGUCAAUUGCCGCCGAAAAUCGAUAGGAGAACGGAAGCUGCUUCGAGAAAUAAUAGGGGGUUUUGAAUUUUGGUCAAUGUAAAAAGCCUGGUUUUUAUUGAUUAUUAUUUUAGAUCAAUGCUUUUUUUGAUGUUUAGUUAUGUAAUUAGGCAACCCAAAAAAGCUAGGAUUUUAGACUCUUUAUCAUACAAACUUGUUUCUUUUUGCGUACUGUCAAAGCAACUCUUUUCACCAACCCCAUCUUCUAGAAUAAUAAACUUCUUUUUUUAUAUU